Molecule: messenger RNA, 3993 nt
Organism: Lodderomyces orthopsilosis Co 90-125
Lineage: Eukaryota; Fungi; Ascomycota; Pichiomycetes; Serinales; Debaryomycetaceae
Gene: LPI9
Product: protein phosphatase regulator
Exons: 1
Coding region: 1-3993 (1330 amino acids)
Source: RefSeq, a predicted model, not a curated record
AUGCUGGAGCCAAGCUCGUCGCCGGUCCACAACAAGAAUGACCUUCCCACACAACCAACAACGCAACCAACGAUACAAAAUCACAACACUAGCAACAUAACGAUUACCAACCCCCAUCAGAAGCCACCUUGUGAAGAAAUGAAAACAGGUGUCGCCAAUGAUGAUGUUGAUUGGUUAUUUCGUGGAAAAUCAAAAAAGAUUGUCAAGAAAUUGGCAUCCAGUAAUGAACAGAAGGAUGCAAAGGCUCAAGAGGACAAUAACAAAAAUAAAGAUACAUCACAAAAUGAAACUACAUCGGAGGGGAAGAAGUCACAAGAGAAUGCACUUGCACAUUCUGGAAAUGACACAACUCAAUCGCCUCCACUGCAACAAAGAAGACGCUCGAGUGAGAGGGCUCAAGAAGCAGCUCCAUCUAGUCCACAAGCACACAAGUCGGGAUCCAAUGAGACAACUACAGCAUCUACCACACCUACAACACCCGCUGCGCCAACCCCACCUGCUACUCCCACUAGCUCCCAAACCGAAAAAUCGUCAAAACUAGAUAGGUUGAUUGGACGUUCUCGAUCUUCUUCUGCAUCUUCUGUGCAACAGUCAAAAACACAGCAACCUCCGGUACCAGCAUCAUCAAUAGCCAACAACAAAAGACGCAGUAGCAGUUUUAAUUUUGUUCUGCCCUCGUUAACCAGUGACUUGGUGUACAAUGACCAUGAUGAAGCAUUGAUUUCUCGGAAAGCAGCUGGUUCCUCUCCAUCCACGUCAUUGGCUGGUUCUCCUGGGGUAACCCGCUCCAAUAGUGGGAAAAAGGGUUUAUUCAGCUCGUUAUCUUCGAAGUUCAAGAGUCUGUCAUCCACGUCACAACAGCAGCACCAACAAUCAGCAACACAGCAGCAUACUCCCAAAUCUCCAUCACAGGCCCCAGUAUCACCAAAAUUGAACCCGAGUUUAAUUGGAUCAGGUGCAAAUCCAAAAAAACACGAAGAUUUGAUAUCCAUGACUGAUAAAUUGCCUGCAGGUAUGGGCAUUCCAACACGCAGGAGAAGCUCAAGUAACUCAAAAUCAGGAGCUGGGCUGUUGUUUAAAGAUUCUUAUCAGGAUGAGAAUCCAAUAAGCUCUUCCCCGAGCGAGAGUAGAGGUUUUUUCAGAAGGAGAUCUUCAGCAGCGCCGCUUUCAAGAACGGCUUCGGCACCUUCAAGACCACAGCGGAUAGUGUUGAACAAAAAUAAGGGUAGAAAGCCUAUUCCUUUGAAAGACUUGAAAGAUGUCAAACUUCGUCGUGUUUCUUUUGCCAUUGAUAAGUUGGAGUAUGAUCCUCAACAACAAAUUCCAUCUAGAAGACCCAAAAAGGGUAAUGUGCUAAUACCACAGGAUCUCAAUGCCCCACCACCUAGACUAUGUUUGGGUAUAGCUUCAAAUGAUGGAAACAAAGACGGCCAGGGACAGACUCCUCAAUAUAGUGAGAGAGAUGUGGCAUUAGCUAUUGAUGCGCAAAAGAGAGCCUUGGCUGAGGCAGAAAAACAUUCAUACGAAGCACAUUUACAAGCUAAAAGAAUCGCUCAAGAAGUGGCAAAUUUCAGACCAUCAAAAUUUAAAUUGAAAGAAGGCGAUGUUGCUGAGGUUGAGGAAGAGGAAGAAGAAGAGAUUGAUGCUAAAGUUAGUCAUCGAAAAUUGGCAAACGAUGCUCAAAUCGAUCAACCAUUGCAUAUACAUGAACAGCAUUUUGAUGACGAACCUAAACAAUUGGGCAAAGAAAUGACGUUGGAGACAAUUUACACCAGAUGUUGCCAUUUGAGAGAAAUCUUACCAAUCCCUGCUACUUUGAAACAAUUGAAAAAUAAGUACGCUCCAUUGGAAGUAUUGAAGAUGCUUAAUCCAAAACCUACAUUGAUUGAUGUCUUGUCAUUUUCUGAUUUUAUUGGCAUCACCCCGAUUAAUGCAGUGAUUUUUGACAAUGUCACAAUGACCACAGAGAUGUUGAAGAUAAUCCUAGGUUGUUUGACUCGAAACAAGGCGUUAGAGAAACUUUCUUUACGCAAUGUUGCCAUUGAUAGCCAUGGGUGGAAGUUACUUUGCGCAUUUUUGGCACAAAAUAAAACUGUCAAGAAGUUGGAUAUUUCGCAACAGCGUAUUAAAUCAGAUGCUAGUCCUGAAUGUAUUAGAGGAAAUUUGAAUUGGAACUUAUUCACCCAGUCAAUUGUGUACCGGGGAGGAAUUGAAGAAUUGGUGAUUAAUGGGUGCAAGUUACCUGAUGAUGCGUUCAACGAGUUGAUCAACAAUGCAGUUAAAAUUGCAACUAGAAGAUUAGGUGUCGCAUCGAUCGAAAUGAAUACAACCAAGGCACAAACUGUGGCCAAUUAUGUCAGCGACCCCAAUGCCAAUUGUGUUGGAGUUGAUAUUGCAUUUAACGAUUUGAGUCAGGGCCAACUAAAACCAUUUAUCGAAGCCUUUAAUCGUGGUAAUGACAAAUUGAUGUUUCUUUCUAUUAACUCAACCCACUUAACUGAUGUAAAUGAGACUGCUGCGUUGUUAAAGAGUUUAAUCAAUGUGAAAAUGUUGCGGUUCUUUGAUAUGAGUUCGAUACCCGAUGUGUUUCCUGAUAUUAUUGCAUCAUUGGCUGAAUAUCUACCUCAAUACUCUAACUUGCGAAGGCUUCAUCUCGAUUUGAAUGAGUUGUCAGCGCAGGCCAUUGGAUCUAUUGCUAUGUUUUUACACAGGGUCCCUAAUUUGGUUCAUCUAUCACUUUUGGGGAACCGAAACCUAAACCAUUCAGCCGCGGCCAAUUUAUAUUCAGCGGUUAAGCAAUCAACAACAUUAUUUGCUUUGGACCUUGAUUAUGAUUUAGUUAGUGAUGAAUUAUCCCAACGGAUUGCGUUUUAUCUCAUGAGAAAUAUGGACAUGUCAUUGAAUACGCAAUAUCCUAUGACAUCAUUGAACAAGGAAGAGGAUCUUAUGUAUGAUGGUUCUUUGUUAAUGGAAACGGCUGAGAAAUUGUUGAGUGAGAUGGAUCAUUCUGAAAAGAAGGAAGAUUACAAGAUUCAACAAAUUGUAUCCAACGCUAUGCUUGAAAGAACGAGGGCAAUUCGAAAGGAAAUUCAUACAGCAAUUGACGAUUUGUUUGCCAAAAGAGCUAGUGGACAGUUGUCUUUUGAAGGCAAGGAAAGCCUUGUCAGGUUUUGUUUACUCGAUUCAUCGUUGGAAAAAAUACUAGACACUUUUGAAGAACAUGCACAAAAGGUAGUAUUAACGGAUGGAGAAUCAGAGCAGCAGCUAAAACCAAUGAAGCAUCAAACUCCAGAAAUCAAGGUUCAUGCUGAGCCCGACUCGUUGCAUCAAAACUCAACCGAGUUAAUCAGUGCCGGUCCUAUAUUGUCACCACGAUCAUCAAGUUUCCAGCCAGUUACAUCAUAUUUCACCUCUAAUGACGUGAAUUUAACUCCUCAUCAAGUUGUUGUUGAAUCCAACGAUGAAGGUAAAGAUGUCAUAAUUGACAAGAUUACUGGACGUCCUGUACUCAUGAGAUCAGCUAGUCAAAGUAGUCUUCAUGCCAAGCAGCAAGAAAUUGAAGAAGGGGAGUUUCACAAACUUGGAAUAUUCAUGCAACUGAGAGAAAACCCAACUGAAGCCAAUAAAGAUAGCGGCAUUCGAAAAGGGAUCCCAUUGUUGAACUCGUUACCUUCUGGCUCAGAAUUGAGAGAUGCAAUUAUUGCUGCUAAAGGUAUAGAAAAUGUCGAUGAUUUGAUCGGUAAGAUUAAUAAUAAUAAAAUUGGUCUUGAAAUUUUGGACAAUGCUAAGAAUGAGGAGGUGAAGGUACAUGCGCAACAGGAACAACAGCUUCUGCAGCAUGACGCUUCCAUAACACCACAGCAAGAUUUCAACCGUGAUGUUAGCUCAGAGGAAUCCAAAGAUGAGGCAUUGAACCCAGUGGUUGAUGAAGUGUAUGACAAGUUGUUGAAUGAUGCUGAACGUGUUAGGCAGAAACAAGAGGCGCAACAUUAA